Myotis brandtii (Brandt's bat) is the source of this 4784-nucleotide messenger RNA. RefSeq names its product aldehyde oxidase 1 (gene AOX1). Bases 259 to 4275 code for a protein of 1338 amino acids. Gene Ontology annotation, molecular function: 2 iron, 2 sulfur cluster binding; oxidoreductase activity; FAD binding. The record is from RefSeq and is a predicted model, not a curated record. The transcript has 35 exons. Lineage: Eukaryota; Metazoa; Chordata; Mammalia; Chiroptera; Vespertilionidae.
AGAGCUGAGCGCCAGGCCAGGAGGUGACGGGCUCCGCCCAUUAUUUCAGGCCAGAGAGUCCGUGCCAGUGACAUGCCAGCAUCUCGGGAAGUUGAUCUGGAAGGCGCUCGCACAACUUUUGGAUCUUAAUCUGGACUUUCUGCAUCCGUCUUGGCCAGACUUCCGGCUGCAGCUGUCCCGUCUCCCUCUCCAGGUCAGCGUCGCAGGGUCCCAGGUGCCAGCGACCCCCCUCGGAGCCCUCAGACCCGAGCCUCCGCCAUGGACAGGACGGCCGAGCUGCUCUUCUACGUGAACGGCCGCAAGGUGAUAGAAAAAAAUGUUGAUCCUGAAACAAUGCUGUUACCAUAUCUGAGAAAGAAGCUUCGACUCACAGGAACUAAGUAUGGCUGUGGAGGGGGAGGCUGUGGUGCCUGCACAGUGAUGAUAUCACGAUAUAACCCCGUUACCAAGAGGAUAAGACAUUACCCAGCCAACGCCUGUCUGAUGCCCAUCUGUUCUGUGUAUGGCGCUGCCGUCACCACAGUGGAAGGCAUAGGCAGCACCAGGACCAGGAUUCACCCAGUUCAGGAGAGGAUCGCCAGGUGCCACGGCACGCAGUGUGGCUUCUGCACCCCUGGGAUGGUGAUGUCCAUCUACACGCUGCUGAGGAACCACCCGGAUCCCACCCUGGACCAGUUAACUGAUGCCCUGGGUGGUAACCUGUGCCGUUGCACUGGAUACAGGCCCAUCAUUGAUGCAUGCAAGACUUUCUGUAACACUUCUGGCUGCUGCCAAAGUAAGGAGAAUGGGGUUUGCUGUCUGAAUCAAGGGAUAAACGGAUUCCCAGAACUUGAGGAAGGAAAUAAGACAAGUUCAAAACUCUUCUCAGAAGAGGAGUUUCUGCCACUGGAUCCAACUCAGGAAUUGAUUUUUCCUCCUGAGCUAAUGAUAAUGGCUGAGAAACAACCACCCAGGACCAGGGUUUUUGCUGGCGAGAGAAUGACGUGGAUUUCCCCAGUGACCCUGAAGGAACUUCUGGAGGCUAAAGCCAAGUACCCCCAGGCCCCUGUCAUCAUGGGGAACACCUCUACGGGGCCCGAAGUGAAAUUUAAAGGUGUCUUUCACCCAGUUAUCAUUUCUCCCGAUAGAAUUGAAGAACUGAAUGUUGUAAACUCUGCAAAUAAUGGGCUCACCUUAGGUGCCGGCCUCAGCCUGGCUCAGGUGAAGGACACCCUGGCUGCUGUGGUCCUAAAGCUUCCCGAGGAGAGGACACAAACAUACCGCGCUCUCCUGAAGCAGCUGGGAACUCUGGCCGGAGCCCAGAUCCGGAACAUGGCUUCUCUAGGGGGCCACAUCGUGAGCAGGCAUGUAGAUUCCGAUCUAAAUCCCCUCCUGGCUGUGGGCGGCUGCACCCUCAACUUGCUAUCGAAAGAAGGGGCACGGCAGAUUCCUGUAAACGAGCAGUUUCUCAGGAAGUGCCCGAGUGCGGACCUCAAGCCUGAAGAAAUCUUGAUCUCCGUGAACAUCCCCUACUCCAGGAAGUGGGAAUUUGUGUCGGCCUUCCGACAAGCCCAGCGGCCGCAGAACGCACUCGCGAUAGUCAACUCAGGAAUGAGAGUCUUUUUUGGAGAAGGGGACGGCAUCAUCAGAGAGUUCUCCAUCUCGUAUGGAGGCGUCGGCCCAACCACCAUCUGCGCACAGAAUUCCUGCCAGAAACUCAUUGGAAGGCCCUGGAAUGAAGAGAUGCUGGACGCAGCUUGCAGGCUGGUCCUGGAUGAAGUCUCCCUCCCAGGCUCAGCUCCGGGCGGGAAGGUGGAGUUCAAGAGGACUCUCAUCAUCAGCUUCCUCUUCAAGUUCUACCUGGAAGUGUCGCAGCUUCUAAGGAGGAUGGACCCUGUUCACUAUCCUAGCCUUGCAGACAAGCAUGAGAGUGCUCUAGAAGACUUUCAUCCUAGGCAUCGCCAGAGUGCACUGAAGUACCAGAAGGUAGACCCAAAGCAGCCUCCUCAAGACCCAGUCGGCCAUCCCAUCAUGCACCUGUCUGGUAUUAAGCAUGCCACGGGAGAAGCCAUCUACUGUGACGACAUGCCUGCCAUGGACGGGGAACUUUUCUUGGCUUUUGUAACAAGUUCAAGAGCUCAUGCUAAGAUUGUGUCCAUUGAUGUGUCAGAAGCCCUCAGCCUGCCAGGCGUGGUGGACGUCCUGGCCGAGGAGCACCUUCAAGGCGUGAACUCCUUCUGCUUUCUGGGCCAACCUGAGAAGCUGCUGGAGUCAGAGAUGGUGUUUUGCGUGGGUCAGCUUGUCUGUGCCGUGAUUGCGGAUUCUGAGAUUCAGGCAAGAAGAGCUGCGAAGCGAGUGAAGAUUGUCUAUCAAGAUUUGGAGCCAGUGAUCCUAACCAUUGAGGAAGCUAUACAACACAAGUCCUUCUUUGAGCCAGAAAGGAAACUGGAAUAUGGAAAUGUUGAUGAAGCUUUUAAAGUGGUUGAUCACAUUGUUGAAGGUGAAAUACAUUUGGGAGGUCAAGAACAUUUUUAUAUGGAAACCCAAAGCAUGCUUGCUGUUCCCAAAGGGGAGGAUCAAGAAAUGGAUGUCUACGUGUCCACACAAUAUCCCAAAGGCAUACAGGACAUCGUUGCUUCGGUCUUGAAGCUGCCGGCGAACAAGGUCAUGUGUCAUGUAAAGCGUGUUGGCGGAGCAUUUGGGGGGAAGGCGUUUAAGACUGGCGUCAUGGCAGCCAUCACCGCAUUUGCAGCAAACAAACAUGGCCGUGCAGUCCGCUGCAUCCUGGAGCGGGGAGAAGACAUGUUAAUAACCGCGGGCCGCCACCCUUACCUUGGGAAGUACAAAGCGGGGUUCAUGAAGGAUGGCAGAAUCCUGGCCCUGGACAUGGAGCACUAUGGCAAUGGAGGCGCCUUCCCGGACGAGUCAUUAUUAGUGCUGGAAAUUGGACUCCUGAAGUUGGAUAAUGCUUACAAGUUCCCCAACCUGCGUUGCCGAGGGUGGGCGUGCAGAACCAACCUGCCACCCAACACGGCUUUUCGUGGGUUCGGCUUCCCGCAGGCAGGGCUGAUCACCGAAGCCUGCAUCACCGAUGUGGCAGCCAAGUGUGGCUUGUCCCCUGAGAAGGUCCGAAUGAUAAACAUGUACAAGGAAAUUGACCAAACACACUACAAACAAGAGAUUAAUGCCAAGAACCUGAUCCAGUGUUGGAGAGAAUGUAUGGCCAUGUCUUCCUACUCCCUGAGGAAAGCAGCUGUGGAAAAAUUCAACUCGGAGAAUUCCUGGAAGAAGAAGGGGCUGGCCAUGGUCCCCGUGAAGUUUCCUAUCGGCCUUGGCUCCCGGGCUGCUGGCCAGGCUGCUGCCCUGGUUCACAUUUAUCUAGACGGGUCUGUGCUGGUGACUCACGGAGGAAUUGAAAUGGGGCAGGGGGUCCACACGAAAAUGAUUCAGGUGGCCAGUCGUGAGUUAAGGAUGCCACUGUCCAAUGUCCACCUGCGUGGGACAAGCACAGAAACCGUCCCCAAUGCGAACGUCUCCGGGGGCUCCGUGGUGGCGGAUCUCAACGGGCUGGCAGUGAAGGACGCUUGCCAAACUCUCCUAAAGCGCCUGGAACCCAUCAUCAGCAAGAAUCCUCGAGGCACUUGGAAGGACUGGGCGCAGGCGGCUUUCGACGAAAGCAUCAGCCUCUCGGCCACCGGGUACUUCAGGGGUUACGAGUCAAACAUGAACUGGGAGACAGGCGAAGGCCAUCCCUUCGAAUACUUUGUUUACGGAGCCGCCUGUUCCGAGGUUGAAAUAGACUGCCUGACAGGUGCUCAUAAGAACAUCAGGACAGACAUCGUCAUGGAUGUUGGCUGCAGUAUAAAUCCAGCCCUUGACAUAGGCCAGAUCGAAGGUGCAUUUAUUCAAGGCAUGGGACUCUACACAAUCGAGGAACUGAAUUAUUCUCCUCAGGGUGUCCUGUACACUCGCGGUCCAGACCAAUACAAAAUCCCCACCAUCUGUGACAUCCCCACAGAGUUUCACGUUUCCUUUUUGCCUCCAUCUCAAGACUCAAAUACCCUGUAUUCAUCUAAGGGCCUGGGAGAGUCUGGCGUAUUCCUGGGCUGCUCAGUGUUCUUCGCCAUCCAUGACGCGGUGAGUGCAGCGCGACAGGAGAGAGGCCUGCGUGGACCAUUGAAGCUCAAUAGCCCACUGACCCCAGAGAAGAUUCGAAUGGCCUGUGAAGAUAAGUUCACAAAAAUGAUUCCAAGAGACAAACCUGGAUCCUAUGUUCCUUGGAAUAUACCCAUAUGAUCAAGUACAGAAUUUGGGAGAAAAUCGGGUGACUCUUCCAAUAUAGCAAUCUACCCUGUUUCUAUGCUCUAGGAUGCUCGGAAUGAAAGACAAAUCUCCACCGUUCAGAAGUCAUUUCACAGAGUAUUGCUUUUAUAUGACGCUGACUUCGAACGUUCCAUUUAGAUUUUGAUAGAUAUGCUUAAGCAAUUUAGAAAUCAUAUUUUAAAUGUUGUAAACACUAGCUGGCUUCCUCUAAGAUAUUCCCCAUCACUCUGCCCCUUAAGCCUUCCGGCUGAAUGGAAUAGAAGGUAAUGACUUGUAUGUGAUUCACAUCUGGCUUAUAUGCAACUGAAAUUAUACUGUCUAGUGAAAGGAAGUUUUCUAAAUGAUUUUAUUAGUAGUAUACACUGUAAAGGAUAUUCACUUUUUACUUUAUACGCUUUGUAUGUUUUAGUUUCUAAAAAUAUGCUUUAGUUUUGUCAUUUAAAGCAAAUUAAUAAACAGACCCAUUUAACACCUAGAAACAG